Molecule: messenger RNA, 1568 nt
Organism: Sorex fumeus (smoky shrew)
Lineage: Eukaryota; Metazoa; Chordata; Mammalia; Eulipotyphla; Soricidae
Gene: PLIN1
Product: perilipin 1
Exons: 8
Coding region: 77-1567 (496 amino acids)
Biological process (GO): lipid metabolic process
Cellular component (GO): lipid droplet
Source: RefSeq, a predicted model, not a curated record
GGCGGGGGACGGACACAGGAUCGCAGCCGAGGCUUGCUCAUGGCCCAGGGCCUUCUUCAUUGCAGCUGGAAGAGUAAUGAUGGCAGUGAACAAGGGUCCAGCCUUACUGGAUGGAGAGCUUCCCGAGCAGGAGAACGUGCUGCAGCGGGUCCUGCAGCUGCCCGUGGUGAGCGGCACACGGGAGUGUGUGCAGAAGACCUACACCAGCACCAAGGACGCACACCCGCUCGUGGCCUCCGUGUGCAAUGCCUAUGAGAAGGGCGUGCAGGGUGCCAGCAGCCUGGCAGCAUGGGGCAUGGAGCCAGUGGUCCGCAGGCUGUCUACCCAGUUCACAGCUGCUAAUGAGUUGGCCUGCCGAGGCCUGGACCAGCUGGAAGAAAAGAUCCCAGCACUCCAGUACCCUCCCGAGAAGAUUGCUUCGGAGCUGAAGGGCAGCAUCUCCACUCGCCUGCGCAGUGCCAGGAACAGCAUCAGCGUGCCCAUUGCCAGCACUUCCGACAAGGUCCUGGGGGCCGCCCUGGCCAGCUGCGAGCUGGCCUGGGGGGUGGCCAAGGACACGGCUGAGUAUGCCGUCGGCACACGGGUGGGCCGGCUGGCCUCGGGCGGGGCCGAGCUGGCUGUGGGCGGCAUGGAGAAGGUGGUGGGAUUCCUGCUCCCUCCCGAGGAGGAAGACUCAGCCCCAACUCCAGGAAACCAACGGACCCAGAAGCCCCCCAAGGCCAAGCCGAACCUCAUGGCCAGGGUGGGGGCGCUGGCCAACACAGUGACGCAGCACACCUACCAGACCACAGCCCGGGCGCUGAAGCAGGGCCACGCCCUGGCCAUGUGGAUCCCCGGUGUGGCCCCACUGAGCAGCCUGGCGCAGUGGAGCGCGUCAGCCGCCAUGCAGGUGGUGUCCCGACGGCGUGAGAGCGAGGUGCGGGUGCCGUGGCUACACCACCUGGCGGCCGCACAGCAGGAGGACCGGGACGAAGCCAGCGACACAGAGGGGGAUGAGUCGCAGGAUGACGACUCGGGUUCUGAGGAGCACAGGCUCAGCGAGGUGGCGGCCCGGUCCCGAGCGCCCAGCAUCUUGGGCAGCGUGGCCCAUACUCUGCAGGAGGCCCUGCGAACCAGCAUUGCCGCCGUGACAUGGGCGCCCAGGGCCAUGCUCAGCACCGCCGGUCGCCUGCUGCACCUCACGCCCGCCCCGGCCACCCCCCUGGCCACCCCCAAGAGCCGCGCCAUGUCCCUGUCGGACGCCCUGAAGGGCGUGACCGACAAUGUGGUGGACACAGUGGUCAAUUAUGUCCCGCUCCCCAGGCUGUCGCUGAUGGAGCCCGAGAGCGAGUUCCGGGACAUCGACAACCCGCCCCCCGAGUGGGAGCGCCGGGGGUCCCGCGGCAGCCUGCGCGGCGCCCGGAGCCCCGAGGAGCGCGGGGAGGUGCCCGCCGCGCCCCGCCACAGCCUCCCGGUGGCCACUCGGGAGAGGCCCAAGCGCCGGGUCAGCGACAGCUUCUUCCGGCCCAGCGUCAUGGAGCCCAUCCUGGGCCGCGCGCAGUGCAACCAGCUGCGCAAGAAGAGCUGAG